This is a messenger RNA of Pocillopora meandrina, 4438 nucleotides long. NCBI's taxonomy places the organism in Eukaryota, Metazoa, Cnidaria, Anthozoa, Scleractinia, Pocilloporidae. The record is from the annotation of a GenBank genome assembly.
AUGCAUUUCAUACAGACGAUCCUAACUCUGAGGAUGAUAUUCCAAUGCAUGGGAGCCAGAAGUGUUUUUCUUCUCAAUACUUUUGAGAAAGUACCCAAACUACCCGUUGAUGCGAAGUCCUUCGAUUUCAAGAUGAACAAGGUGAUGAUAGUAUUUGUGAUGAAAGAAAACUGAUGGGCCUAAUGUUCAUUACUAGUGCUUUCCAUUACUUAUUACGGCCGUUCAAUUAAGGAAGAUGUUUCAGAGUAAACGUUUUAAUCAUAAAAAUAGACGAGGGAUGAGAUAUAAUUUCGAAUGUGGUCUUUACUAUCGUAUCAGUUCCGUGCUUGAGUUAGUUAUCAUAUUGAUAACUGGAAAACAUAAUGUGUAGUCGUUAUUCACGAGGCUAAAAUAUAUUUAAAAGUAUGUCGACACUGUGUGGAAAACGUUUGGUUUUGACUUUUUAAAUGUAUUUUUUUAGCUUCGUUAAUAACUCAUUUUUAAACCUAAGCGAACUUUACAAACAUUUACAAGACAUUCACAAGACUCUGGCUGUUGGGAAUAACUUUCAGUGGGUUUUCUAAAAAUAAUUUGUCUGUAAAAUUUCGACGGAGAAAUUAACUUUUUUAAGCUGUAUGAAAAUCGCAUUUGGUAAAGGUGGGGCAAUUGCGGAAUUGACUGAUUUUUUCCCAACAUGGUUCCUAUUUCUACAGAACAUCUCUUCUUGAAAGCAUCGGUCAGUUCUAACCCAUCAGUAAGCACCUCCUCAAGGAACACCGUCCUAGUCUCUUUACCCUCACGUAAGCUAGCAUAAUGGUGCUGAAAUAACCUCACAGUCGAAGAUUCCGCGCUCUGUCAGACCCGACGUUCGUAUCCUUCAAUUCAUUGGUUUAUACUUCCUUACAUUCUGUGUUUAUUCUCAGCUCGAGAAACUUUUUUACCAAUAAUUGAUUGAUACAUCAUCUCACCCCGUUUCUCCGUUUUUCUCUAUCCUUUCUCUGUCCUUAAUUCUCGUAUCUCUUAUUCUCUACAGACAGCUGUACCGGUAAAUCGCACAACGUACAUGUAUCGGGUGUUUGAGUUUCCGGACCUCUCAGGAAGACAUGACAUCGUUUAGGUAAGAAUGUGUUCUAAAUUCACUUCUUCUUUUUAGAAUUUGCUUCGCAAUCAACCAAAGAAGACAAAGCGAAUGGAAAUGAAAUUAGUGAUAUGGCCUAAAAUGGCCACGAUGGUACAUUUGCAUCAUGGUCAUCGAUGAAGAAAAAUGUUAUUUCUUUUGCCCCGAACAAGGACAAAAAAAGAUCUCAGUCCCCUGCAACGAAUUUCAGACCUUUGGACUUCGUCUUCCGAUGCACACACAAAUUUACUGAACUGCAGAGGACUGGAAGUCCAAAUUCCCUAUUUUUUCUCACACUGUUUACACACACAACACUUCCGAAGUCGCUGAUCUUAGCAAUACGCAGGACGCUUGUUUCACAGGAACUUGAAAAAUAGCCUAGCUCACAUCGGGAGGGUGAUUUUAUCCAAUAACAAUAACUGAGCAAACUCCGUGGCUCCAAGAAUGUACAGUUGCACCUAACGUUGUCUACAUCUUCCCAUUAUUUCGUUUAAAAAUUAAGUUUCGGUGAAAUCUCUACGAUGUUUCAGAUCGAUCGCAUUGUUCAAGCAGGAAACGAGGGGGUUGUACAUCACAUGAUACUGUACGAGUGCGGAGAUAAUUUUCCGCAGAUUCACGUCGACUUUGAGGGAAAAAUCAAUUCUCCAGACAAGCCUCCCCCAGUGCUACAAUGUAUUGGAAUCUCGAUAAUGACAGCCUGGGCGAUUGGAGGUCAGGUGGGUAUGUUAGCAAAUGUUGUAAUGAUACCUUUGCGACCCUUUCUUUGUGGUAUAAUAUGUCUGUGGAAAAAUAAAGUCUAAAUUUGGAUUACCUACUUCAGGGCAAUCAAUUGUAGGGACGAGCGAAAAAGCCGUAUGAGUGAGAGAAAAAACGAAGGGGACACAAAUGUAUGUCUUCCUCUACACUCCGAGAGUUCCUGUUAAAAAUUCAUUCAUGAAAAAAGAGGCUAGAGACCAAACUCCAUAGAAAAUAUGUAUUAAACUUGUUAAAGGAACCACAACAUUUGGCUAAAAUAAAAAUUUCAAAACUUCGUAAAAUUACAAACAAAGGGGUAACAAAUUUGCGCGAACGAAAGCCGAAAAAAAAAAUCAACUGAACUCCGUGACAACAAACAACAAAACUAGCCGUUUCAACCUUCCUCAUCCUUAAACAUCCUGGAUUAUUUCUGUUUAUGGUUUGAUCUUCUGUGUUUCUCUAUCACGUUGACCUAAUGUUAUUUUUUGUUUCCUUAAGUUAGCUUGUUUGAGGCAUUCAGUUUAUGAGGACGAGGGGAAAAAUGUGGCGAGAGCAGAGAAAAGCCCUGCUAUAUUUCUUUAGCCAGCUCCUUUGUUCGUCUCCACCAACCCAGAACAUGGCUCCGCGUACCUUCAUACCAAAGGCAGCCUUGCACGGCGCAAAAUUUUAAAUAUUGUAAUGACACUCUUUAACUGAUCUAUUACGUUUCAUUUCUUACUAUCAGUCAUUUUAUUAUCCCGAACAUGUGGGACUCUCCUUCGAAGGUCAUCCGAAAUUUGCAGUCAUGGAAAUGCAUUACGAUAAUCCUGAAAAUAAAGCAGGUAACAUGUUAAUAGAAACCAAACGAUAGUAGUGUUUUUCUUCAUGGUUGGUUUCUGUUACUAUUCCUGAUCAAUGCAGCUAACUUAUUCCCAUGAUCUUUUCGUUUCAGGCAUUAUAGACAGCUCUGGUCUACGAUUUCAUUACACAAGUCAACUCAGACAGUACCAAGCUGGUAUUUUGUCUGUUGGGUGGGUUGUAGACCCAUUGAUGAUAAUACCACCCAAUCAGGCAAACUGGACGACAGAGGGUUAUUGCAUUAAAGAAUGCACAGAAGAGGUGAAUUAAAGUACCCUUUUCUCAUUAAAUUUUUCAUCGGCGAGCAUGUCAUGAUUAGUGCAUUUGAAGGAAAUUUGAAGCUUUCUAAGUAACUCAGGUAGCCGUUACCUUUACUCUACCAGCAGUUGGUGCCGACCAGUCCCAUUUCUGUUCUGAGUUGGCGAAUUUCUUUGCCAUCCGUAGAUUGUUGACAGAUGGCAAAAAAUGAACACACGAAGACCACUAAAGUUUCAUUUCGGGUUCCUCCUAAGUCUCAAGACACCAAAAAAAACAUGCUCAAUCCAGCAGAGUUCCGAAAGGAGCCGAUGAGAACCCAGAUUAGGAACAUUUGACUGGCGUAAAAACACUUAUCGCCGUGGAUGAUGUAGGAGUCACAUUCCUGGAAUUCAUUUUCACAGGGUUUGCAAGGAUCACCUUUGGAGUGCAGAGCAAUCCGAAUAUUUGCAUCUAUAGUCCAUACACAUUUAGCCGGUAAAAUUCUAAAUCAGAUUGGCUUUUACUUCAUCGAAGAAUGUUGUAUCGGGUGUAUAUUGUAAAGUUGUUACAUUUUCCGAGCCCAUUCCUUCCUUUUCGUAGGUCGCGCCAUAUACACCCGACAUGUCAGGAAUGGUGUCGAACUUCCAGAGAUUAUCAGAGACGACAACUACGAUUUCAACUUUCAGAUGAGUUUCUAUUGAAUAAAGUAAGACAUCACUAUACCAAGCCCUAUCUAGAGAUGCCUCAACAGAUCAAAGGGUAACCGUGAGCGCCUUUCAACCUCUGUUGGAGUACUCAUUCCUUAAUCCCCCGACUUUUGGUGUUUUUAAACAGAUUUUCUUGGUUUGUUUUUAUGUUUUUAACUAUAGGAGGUUCAGGUUCCAAGACAGGAGGUGAUAGUUUUGCCGGUAAGAAAAGAAAAAAAGGAAAGGCUCGUGAUGAGAUGCAUGUCAAGUUAAUUGUCUUUUUGUAAAGAGUCGAAUGUGCACUUAGUACGUUCGACUGACAACAACUAUUUACUGGACUCCGUGAUGAUGACUUCUGCUCAUGUUGUUGAAAUGUGAGUCACCACUACCGACCACAGUCCUUCUCAGGACUACACUCUCACCCAGACGAUCGACCAUAUGAUUAAAUAUGUCAAGAGAUUGUAAUCUCUUAAAUAUAUAUAUAUAUAUUAGUAUUUGUUUUUCAGGGAGACUCGCUGAUAACAGUCUGCAAGUAUCAAACAGAAAAUAAACAAAAAUUGGUACGUUGAUAACUUGCAAUCAGUGCUUAUAAAUGUAUUUAUCUUUUUUGGUUACGUAGAACCUUUUUUAACUUGUUCAGGGUUGUAAAAGAGAAAGCAUUUUGUCAAAACUGAUCGGAUAAUUUAGUCAAAUCUGCAUGGCGAGCUUACUCGUUUGGUCUCGAGUUGAUCCUGUUGGAAUGUUUAUGGAAUCUACUGAUUAAAAUGGAUAUCUAUCUUUUUAUCUCCUGUUUUAGGGUGGUCUGGCUUCAGAUGAUGAAAUGUGCCUAUCGUUCCAUUAUUACUAG